Messenger RNA from Antechinus flavipes (yellow-footed antechinus), 2113 nucleotides. It is a transcript of the gene CERS2, whose product is annotated as ceramide synthase 2. Gene Ontology annotation, molecular function: DNA binding; sphingosine N-acyltransferase activity. Bases 117 to 1259 code for a protein of 380 amino acids. The record is from RefSeq and is a predicted model, not a curated record. Gene Ontology annotation, cellular component: membrane. NCBI's taxonomy places the organism in Eukaryota, Metazoa, Chordata, Mammalia, Dasyuromorphia, Dasyuridae. Gene Ontology annotation, biological process: ceramide biosynthetic process. The transcript is spliced from 11 exons.
CGGAAGGGGGAGGAGAGGAGAGCAGCCGAGCCCUGUGGAGUCAGGGGGUGGGGGAAGAAGGGCGGACGGAGGAGGUGAGAGCAGAGGACAGCCCGGCCACCGCGGACGCUGCCAAGAUGCUGCAGACCCUCUAUGAUUACUUCUGGUGGGAGCGAUUGUGGCUACCUGUGAACCUGACCUGGGCUGACCUGGAGGACCGCGAUGGGCGCAUCUACGCCAAGGCUUCUGACCUUUACAUCACUUUGCCCUUGGCUCUGCUCUUCCUUAUUAUCCGAUACUUCUUCGAGAUUUAUGUGGCUACCCCGCUGGCUGCCCUCCUAAAUGUGAAGGAGAAGACCCGACUUCGAGCAUCGCCCAACCCAACCCUGGAGAACUUCUACUGCACCAGUGGCAAACACCCCAAACAGGCAGAGGUGGAGCUCUUGUCCCGGAAGAGCGGGCUCUCUAGCCGUCAGGUGGAGCGAUGGUUCCGGAGACGCCGAAAUCAGGACCGGCCGAGUCUGCUCAAGAAGUUCCGAGAGGCCAGUUGGAGAUUCACCUUUUAUCUCAUUGCCUUCAUCGCCGGCAUGGCCGUCAUUGUGGAUAAACCUUGGUUCUAUGACAUGAAAGAAGUAUGGAAAGGUUAUCCCAUACAGUCUACCAUCCCUUCUCAGUACUGGUAUUACAUGAUAGAACUCUCCUUCUACUGGUCCCUACUCUUCAGUAUUGCUUCUGAUGUGAAACGAAAGGAUUUCAAAGAACAGGUGAUCCACCAUGUGGCCACUAUCAUACUCAUCAGCUUCUCCUGGUUUGCCAACUAUAUCCGGGCUGGGACGCUCAUCAUGGCUCUCCAUGACUCCUCUGACUACCUGCUGGAGUCAGCCAAGAUGUUUAACUACGCUGGAUGGAAAAAUACGUGCAACACUAUCUUCAUUGUCUUCGCCAUUGUCUUCAUCAUCACUCGAUUGGUCAUCUUGCCCUUCUGGAUCCUGCACUGCACAAUAGUGUACCCUCUGCAGCUGUAUCCUGCCUUUUUUGGAUAUUACUUCUUCAACUCCAUGAUGGGUGUGCUACAAGUGCUGCAUAUCUUCUGGGCCUACCUCAUCCUUCGCAUGGCCCACAAAUUUGUAACUGGAAAGCUGGUAGAAGAUGAGCGCAGCGAUCGGGAGGAGACGGAAAGCUCUGAGGGCGAUGAGGCUAUCACCAGUGGGGGAAUGAAGAACCAUCAUCUAGCCAACGGUCACCCCAUCCUUAACAAUAACCACAGAAAAAAUGACUGAGCCUGGCUCCCCUACUGGCCCCGCUGGAUUUCAUAAAGCCAAGAAAUGGCCCUCCCUCCUCCAAGAGGAGAUGUCCCUUGGGGAGUGGGUCAGAGGUCACCAAAAUCUGGGGGUGGGAGGGAAGGGCAGGUUGUCUGUCCCUUUCCCUUCAGCCCUUCCUCCAUUUGCCCUUCUUGCUGGUCACCCAGAUGCCUUUCAACCAAAUUCCUGUCCCUCCUGUGUGAGGGGGAUGGCUCAAGGCCUGUUACAGGCAGGGCCCACCUUCCCCCACCCCUGGGCUUGGGUUCAGAGCUGGGGAAUAGCUUCCAUUCCUCACUGUAGAGUCAGACCAGGGGUCCCGAGACAGUCUGUGCCUUACCAUUCCCUUUGUGGGUCUCAUUCUGCCAAAGCUAGACGACCUGCUCUCAUUAUUCCAGGCCCCCUUCCUCUGCCUGGGGGCCCAAGCUGAGCUGCCUAAUUUUUUUCCUUCCUCUAACCAGAGACUUCCAGAGUGGACCAGGGUUAGUGGGUCCUUGCCUCUGGGGCCCGAAACACAAGGAGCGCCCUCUCCCUCCUGUCCCCCUUUCUAGCCUCUUUCCCAUGGCCUUUUUUACUUUCCUCUUCCUUCUGUCAGGUUAGCUUGACUGAAGUGGGGCAGCAACCAGUUUUACUUAUUUAUUGAACUUUGCAGUUUUGGUUUUCAGUCUGAAAGCCCAAACUACAAAUAGCCUAGGGAGAGGAGGGUGACAGAUAUUUCCCUAGAGAGGACCAUAUCGAACCAUUUCAAACCCACAGACCAAAUGUUGUACUGUUUGUGUGUGUGUGUGUUUUUUUUUUUAAUUAAAAUAUAUUAAAGAUUAAAUAAAACAUGGCAA